Molecule: messenger RNA, 687 nt
Organism: Trichomonas vaginalis G3
Lineage: Eukaryota; Parabasalia; Trichomonadida; Trichomonadidae
Exons: 1
Coding region: 1-687 (228 amino acids)
Source: RefSeq, a predicted model, not a curated record
AUGAUGUUUAUGGAUGAUGUGGAUAUUAAAGCCAGGAGGCAAAAACAAGCUGCGUAUAAAGCAGAACUUGAUGCUCAAAUCAAUGCAAAAAAUCAUGUGGCUGCGACUCCACCUCCAAAAGAAAGAGUAACAAAUUCAAAUCAAAAUCAUGCCAACAUAAAUUACGGCUUUCAAAAUAAACCUAGUGUUGACAACACUCCAGUAUAUAUUGCGCCAAUUCAAGUUUCUAAACCAAACGUUUUUCAAGAAAAUUUAACCAGUCAAAUCAAAACGAUUUUUUCGAAUCAGAACACGCGAACAUUCAUUUCUCCUCUAUCAUCACCAAUUCAAUACUUUACAUUUCAAGAUAAACAACUUACAGAAGAUUUUUCAUUCCAAUUUCGUCCAAUUCAACCUAAAUUUGUUCCACAAGAUCCAAAAGUGGAUAAAAUUAGGCCAAUUCAAACAGAUGUAAUCAGAAUGGUAAAAAUGUCGAUAAACGAAGUAAACAUUCCGCAGCCUUUAAUAAACUACCAAGCCAUCGAAGAGAAAUCUCAUACAUAUACUCCUAGAUGCGGUUUUACCCUUAGAGGAAGUAAUUUCGAAUUUCAGUCGAAUAAGCAAACUCCUCAGGAUACUUCACCAAGAGAAAGCGAAGAAGAUGAAGCCGAUCAACACGUAUUUCCAAAUGAUUUGCCGUACUUUUAA